Messenger RNA from Marmota flaviventris (yellow-bellied marmot), 2466 nucleotides. It is a transcript of the gene Scel, whose product is annotated as sciellin. Gene Ontology annotation, biological process: epidermis development. NCBI's taxonomy places the organism in Eukaryota, Metazoa, Chordata, Mammalia, Rodentia, Sciuridae. Gene Ontology annotation, cellular component: cytoplasm. The record is from RefSeq and is a predicted model, not a curated record.
AUGUCUGAUUUUCCCAUGAGAAAAAAGUCACCCACAGGAAAUGAUGUGAAGAGCACCACUCGGGGGACCACACCGAGGCAGCAGGGUUUUCACGAGAUGAACAAAAGAAGGACUUUCUUACAGGACAGCAGCUGGAUAAAGAAACGUCUAGAAGAAGAAAAAGAUGAAAACUAUGGCAGGGUGGUGCUCAACCGACACAACUCCCAUGAUGCCUUGGACAGGAAAAUAAAUGAGAGAGAUGGGCCAAAAGCCACAAUUAGUCGGUACAGAUCCGAUGACACUUUGGACAGGAUUUCAGACAGAGAUGAUGCUGCUAAAACAUAUAAGGCCAAUACCUUGGAUAACCAACUAACCAAUAGGCCACAUGGUGGUUUACUGAGUGCAAGCAGGACCUACACCUCAUCUUCUACCCCCGCUACUACUCCUGUGAAGAAAAAGAGACAGUCCUGGUUUCCGCCACCCCCUCCUGGUUAUAGUGCCACCCCAAGCAUAGAAGCCAACAAAAGGGACCCAACUGUUCACCCUCCAAUACCUCCAAAGCCCAGAUCUCCUGUUCCUUCUCCUAACCAGCUGAGACCAGACAAUAGGCAGAUAUGUCCACCUAAGCCAGGUGUAUAUACGGAAACCAGCAGAUCUGUUGAAAGAAAUAUAAGGAGUCAGGAUCGUGAUAACAUCGUCAAGGUGGCCACAUCAAUGGGGAAAACUGACAAAGGUGAAGAAUUGGAUAAUAUCAUCAAAAUGAACAAAAGCUUGAACAGGAAUCAAGGUCUUGAUGGUCUCUUCAAAGCAAACCCAAAGGCUGAGCAAACAGAGAAAAGAGCCAAAAGUCUUGAGAGUCUCAUCUAUGUGAAUACUUUGACGGACAAAGGUGGCAAAGGAAACCAAGGCUUGGGAAGUAUUAAUAAAGUUAAUCAAAGGACUGACAAAUAUGAGAAAGUAAGCCGAGAUCUUCAAUCUAUUAUCAAAUCAAAUGCCAAGACAGAGAAAACCAGCAAAGGAGAUGAAGAUUUCGAGAAUAUAAUCAAAGUCAGUCCCAAAGGAAAGGAAAAUGUAUCUGGAAAACAAGACUUCAAUGGGCUUAUUAAAGUGAAUCCUGAAACAAAUAAAAACAUCAAGAGGGGCCAGAGUCUUGAAAAUCUGAUCAAAGUGACCCCCGAAGCAAACAGAAGGAACCAAAGUUCCAAAGACCUUAAUAACCUCGUCAGAGUAAGUCUAUCAACAGGAAGAAGCAUGCAAGGGGGCCAAAGUCUUGACAACCUCAUCAAAGUGGCUACUGAAACAAACAGGAUCAAACCAGGGAACCAAGAUCUGGACAAUCUUAUCAAAGUGACCCCCUCAGCAAACAAAAGUCAACAAGGUCUUGAUGAACUUAUUAAUGUAAACCCCAAAGCUGUCCAAAGCAUCUCUGGAAAUCAAGAUCUUGAUAAGCUCAUCAAAGUGAAUCCCGAAAUUCUCACAAACAACCAAAGAAACCAAGAUCUGGAUAACUUCAUCAAAGUGAAUCCUGUAGUAAUCAGAAACAAUCAGAGCCAAGACCUGGAUCAUCUUAUUAAUGUGAAACCUUCAGCUCUGGAGAACUCUAGUCGAGACCAGGACCAAGAAAAUUUAAUUGAAGAAAAUUCUCAUGUGUCUGAAAAAAAGAAUGGAAGUUCCAAUGCUGAGACCAGGCACACAAGACCAAAGGACACUGUUGUGUACACAAGGACCUACGUGGAAAACAGUAAAUCACCAAAAGAUGGAUAUCAGGAGAAUACUUCUGGAAAAUAUAUACAAACUGUUUAUUCAACUUCAGAUCGGUCAGUCAUCGAAAGAGAUAUGUGUACUUAUUGUCGCAAACCCUUGGGUUUACAAACGAAAAUGAUUUUAGAUGAAUUACAGAUUUGCUGCCAUUCCACUUGCUUUAAGUGUGAAAUAUGCAAACAGCCUUUGGAAAAUCUACAAGCAGGUGACAGUAUUUGGAUUUAUAGACAGACAAUACACUGUGAACCUUGCUACUCCAAGGUCCUGGCCUCUUUUUUCUCACCAUUUUGUUUCUUCACCACCAAAGGCUACAUCUACGGGUCUAGUUUUUGGUUCUGGGACAAUGUUCCCCAGUCUUUCGAUUUUCUACAGGUUUCACCACACCCCACCCCUGGGUCUGCGAUCUGCAUAGUGCGCUUUCGGCUGCAGGGAGGAAGUGCCGGUGGCGGGAAAGUUCAGGUCAAGUCCAAUCAGGCACCUGGGAACCGCUCCUCCACCCCCGGUCCCGCCCCCCGGCGCCCGCGCCCCGCCUCGGGGCCGCGGCUAAAACCCGGAGCCGCCGCGGCGCCCAAGGGACUGGAAGGACGCACUGAGCAUGUGCAGAAUAGCUCGGCGGCGGCAGCCUCGGCCCGAGUCAGGGCCCUGGUGCUGAUGCGAACUGCCGGGUGGUUCUCAGUCCCAGCGUGCUCGGCUCCCCGGAUUGGGGCAGCGGCACAGGAACCCUAG